AUGUCUGACAAAGAACUAAGCCAAGAACAACUGGAUUUCUUGGAAGAAUGCAAUAAUGAAUUCGCCGAUCGAUACACUGAAGAAGAUCCAGAAUAUAAAAUGAUAUACGACUUAGGAAUACCAACGCCGCCGAUUAUAUGUCCCUGGUAUGCAAGAAACAGGUUUAAUAGGGACAGAGCUGGUGGAAGCCGAUUCCACAGGGAUAGAGACAACAGAAGGGGACGUGACUUCAAUGAAGACAGGGGUAGAGAUAGAAAUGAUCAUUACAGGAGAGAAAAUAGAUUUAGGCCCUACCACUAG
Aethina tumida (small hive beetle) is the source of this 300-nucleotide messenger RNA. Its product is annotated as RNA guanine-N7 methyltransferase activating subunit. The coding region runs from base 1 to 300 and encodes 99 amino acids. The record is from RefSeq and is a predicted model, not a curated record. Lineage: Eukaryota; Metazoa; Arthropoda; Insecta; Coleoptera; Nitidulidae. Gene Ontology annotation, molecular function: RNA binding. The transcript has a single exon. Gene Ontology annotation, biological process: RNA 5'-cap (guanine-N7)-methylation.